Molecule: messenger RNA, 1719 nt
Organism: Pundamilia nyererei
Lineage: Eukaryota; Metazoa; Chordata; Actinopteri; Cichliformes; Cichlidae
Gene: yif1a
Product: Yip1 interacting factor homolog A (S. cerevisiae)
Exons: 9
Coding region: 284-1210 (308 amino acids)
Biological process (GO): endoplasmic reticulum to Golgi vesicle-mediated transport
Cellular component (GO): endoplasmic reticulum-Golgi intermediate compartment; endoplasmic reticulum membrane; COPII-coated ER to Golgi transport vesicle
Source: RefSeq, a predicted model, not a curated record
UUUUACUCCACUGCACGUUCCGUUUGCUAGUUAUUUUGCAUUAUUCCGAUUUUUAAGUUGUUGCUUCCUGAAAGUAACUCAACAUAAGGAAAAGAACCACUCAACUACUCCUAUUAUGAACUGUGUGCUGUGUUGUGUACUCUGCCUUGUACUUACACCGUUUCUGCCACGCAGGCACACUGAGGUCCACCAACCGCAGUGGAUGGGUGGGAUCUACAGUCUCUGAUAGCCACGUAGCUAGCUACCAACGUUAGCUGUGUAGCUAACGUCAGCGAGUGUUACAAUGGACUUGCCACAUCAUGGGUACCGAGAAACUAAGCCGAGAGCUCGUGCAGCCCCCACCGCAGGUGACUCCGUCCUGUUUGAAGACACUAGCUCAGCAGCUCCUGCAAUGAACAGUCAGGGGUAUUACACUUCUGGAUACAAUAUGGGAGGACCCUCAAAUGACAUGCAAGGAGGUGGUGGGAUGAACAACCUCUUUGCUGACCCUAUGGCCAAUGCUGCGAUGAUGUACGGCUCCUCCUUAGCCAACCAGGGGAAGGAUAUGGUAAACAAAGAGAUCAGCAGAUUCAUGUCUGUGAACAAGCUGAAAUACUUCUUUGCUGUCGACACCAGAUAUGUACUGAAGAAACUUAUGAUCCUCAUGUUCCCUUAUACACAUCAGGAUUGGGAAGUUCGUUAUCAUCGCGACACUCCACUGACUCCAAGACAGGAUGUGAAUGCAUCAGACCUUUACAUACCAACGAUGGCUUUUAUCACCUACAUUUUACUUGCUGGAAUGGCUCUUGGCAUUCAAAAAAGGUUCAGUCCAGAGGUCCUCGGCCUGUGUGCCAGCACUGCCCUCGUGUGGGUCAUCAUCGAGGUCUUGGUGAUGUUGCUGAGUUUAUAUCUGCUGACAGUACACACCGACCUCUCCACCUUUGAUCUCAUCGCCUACAGUGGAUACAAAUAUGUUGGGAUGAUCUUCACAGUGUUGUGUGGCUUGCUGUUUGGCAGUGAUGGCUAUUUUGUGGCGCUUGCCUGGUCCUCCUUUGCGCUCAUGUUCUUCAUUGUUCGCUCUCUGAAAAUGAAGAUCCUCCCCUCGCUGUCCUCGGACUCUAUGGGAAUGGGAUCGAAUGCCAAACCUCAGCUCCGUCUUUAUAUCACUGUUGCAUCUGCGCUCUUUCAGCCAAUCAUUAUUUACUGGUUAACCUCUCACUUGGUCAGGUGACUGUGAGGUGUUCAAUAGCCUAUAGUCCAGGAGUAGUGGACCCCAAAAAAAAUGUGGUUGUGAGUGUUUGUAUACCUGCCUUUAUACGCUCUUUUGUCAUUAAACUCAAAGCAUACAUAGAUGGUGUUGAGUGCAGCGUGCACUGAGCUUGUUGUUGAUUUAACAAGAAAGUGUGAAACGGAAAUGGUCUCAUCCACCGUAACUGUACAGAACUCUGACAGACGCUUAUUUUUUGCCACCUAACCUUGAACAAAAGGGCUUUCACUGAGAGAUUUGCUUGAUCAGAACCGAUAUGGUUCAGAUCUACUUUUGUAUGAAGGCUCGCAACAUGCUUUUCAGUAUUGACGUUGCACACAUGAUUCCAGUAACAUAUUUUGUUUCAACGGUAAUGCUGCUGCAUUAUCUCCCUUUCUUCUGAAUCCUCUAUUUUAUUUAUCUACAUUUGACAAAGCACGACAAUGUUUGGAUUUUUCUAGAAAAAAUAAAUAUAUUUAGCUUUGUGUACUGAA